AGUAGAACCAAAAACAACGCCAGGAUCUCGAUCAGUUGAAACAAAACAGAAUCUCUCGAUCGUGAUCGUGAGUUGUUGUAGCUGUUAGGUAUAGAUUCGUGUGCUGGUGAACUCCCUGAACCACCACGAGUCGUGUAUGAGUUUGAUCGAGAGGUUUGUGAUGUAACGCGUCGUUGUUUGUGGUAUGUUAGCGCGCGCGAUUUUGAGACACACUCUUCUGGUGUGAGAGAAGAAAUCAAAAGUGCAUUAGUUGGACGAUCAUCAAUUAUUGAAGACUCAAAGAGAAGAAGGAAAUCCUACCAAUUAGGGCAGUGCUGUGUGAGAGCCUCUAAGUUGUGAAAAUAACAUCUCUGUCUGUGUUGGGGGUUUAAGAGUGUGUACCGUAACAGAGCUAAAGAGUGCGACAUUAGGUUCGUCUAAAAGGCAGCGAAAAUGCGCAGUGUUCGUAGCAGCCUCACCAUUGGACGACUGGCCAUAUAUCCGAGGAACUCCAACAUACGGACCGGUUUGCUAUGUCUGCUAGCAUCACACCAGCACAACCAGCAUCAGCAUCAGUGCCAGUGUUACAGCCAUGAUCACCAGCAGCUGCGCCGAUUUCAUCUGUCGACGGUGAGCGCCAAAUCGUCAAAGGAUGGUUCAAACACCCCGUCGGGGAGCAGCGGUGGAGGAUCAUCGGCGGCCAGUGGUGGAGGUAGUGGCAAGAAUGGCAACGGCAAGGAACCCCCCAACAAGAAGAACGUCCUGUCCUGUCCAAAGUGCGGAGAUCCGUGCACACACGUCGAAACCUUUGUCAGCUCGACGAGGUUCGUCAAGUGUGAAAAAUGCCAUCACUUCUUCGUGGUCCUCAGCGAGGUAGACUCGAAGAAAACCAUCAAGGACACAGAGGCCAAGGGUCAACGGAAGCCACCGCCACCACCCAAGAAGAUCAUGGAAUACCUGGACAGGCACGUGGUCGGUCAGGAACUUGCCAAAAAGGUGCUAUCGGUUGCGGUGUACAAUCACUACAAGCGAAUCUACCACAAUCUCCCGCCACCGUCCAGUACCGGAGCUCAGUCCGGAUCACAGCAGAUCGAUGCCAUGUCCCGCAGCGGUGACCUGCUGCACAUCUCCGGCAUCGGCCACACCAUGAUGAGCUCUGCCCCGUCCGAAGUGCCGCGACCUCCGCUCACGUCGAGCGCUUCCCAAGCGCACAACCCGGGCUCGGAACUGCUGGACAAGAAAACCCACGAGCUCAAGCUGGAAAAGAGCAACAUUCUUAUGCUGGGACCGACUGGUUCGGGCAAAACUCUGCUGGCCCAGACGAUCGCCAAAUGUUUGGACGUUCCGUUCGCAAUCUGUGAUUGUACCACGCUGACCCAGGCCGGUUACGUGGGCGAGGACAUCGAGAGUGUCAUCGCGAAGCUGCUCCAGGAUGCCAACUACAGCGUCGAUCGUGCUCAAACCGGCAUCGUGUUCCUGGACGAGGUGGACAAAAUCGGCGCCGUGCCCGGAAUUCACCAGCUUCGGGACGUGGGCGGCGAGGGCGUCCAGCAGGGCAUGCUCAAGAUGCUCGAGGGUACCAUCGUAAACGUGCCCGAGCGCAACUCGCCGCGGAAGCUGCGCGGCGAAACCGUCCAGGUGGACACCACUAACAUUUUGUUCGUGGCGUCCGGUGCGUACACCGGGCUGGAUCGCCUGAUCGCCAGGAGGCUCAACGAGAAGUAUCUGGGCUUCGGCAUGCCGGCUAGUUCUUCGGAAGGUCGACGAGCGGCGCAAGCGUCCGCUUCGCCGAUGGACAACGAUCAGGUCGAGCGGGACGCCAAUCUGCGCAAGGUGCAGGCCAAGGAUCUCGUUGAGUUUGGAAUGAUUCCUGAAUUCGUCGGUCGCUUCCCGGUGCUCGUUCCGUUCCACAGCCUGGACGUGGAAAUGCUGGUUCGCAUCCUGACGGAACCACGCAACGCGCUGGUGCCCCAGUACAAGGCACUGCUCGGCAUGGACCAGGUCGAGCUUACGUUCGCCGAGGACGCGCUCAAGCAGAUCGCCCAGCUUGCGAUGGAGCGGCAGACGGGAGCGCGCGGGUUGAGAGCCAUCAUGGAAACGCUUCUCCUGGAGCCCAUGUUUGAAGUGCCUGGAUCGGACGUGAAAACGGUCCACAUUACGGACGACUGCGUGCGCGGUCAGGCCGAGCCGGAGUACAUCCGUCGCAGCCAGUCCAACUCGACGAGCAGCGGGCCGGACACGCCCAACAGCAACAGCUCGUCGCAGGCGUCCGACGAGGAGGAAAACACGAAGCUGCGCGUGAAACAGUGAGGAGAUCACGGAAGGACACAUUUUUAUCUUCACAACAUACAGGUAGGAAGUAUUAGAAGACGAUGGCUUCUAUUUGUUGAAAAUUUUAAACUGUAUUUCCUGCGCUGCUUGUUUGCAACACUUGUCGUACGCAUCGAGACGACUGUGAAAAAAUACUUUACAAAAUUGUUUUAGAAAAAAGUGCAAAAAAAACAUUGUAAAUAUCUUCUUGAUUCAUUCCGAAUCAAGAGCCACAAAAAAAAAAGAGAAUAAAAUUACGGAACGUGGUAGCAAAUCAAACGUACAACAAUGUAAACAUAGCUUGCUAAUGGUUCUAAAACGUUCAUCAAAAAACCGUUAGCGGUGUUCAGGUUCCUUUUUAAAGUGUAGAAGGUUGAGAUAUCCUUCUGCACGAAAUGUGAUGAUGAUUUCCUGUUUUUGAGCAAAUCCAGGAGCAUAUUCGAAGGUGAAAGAAUUUACUUUAACUCCCCCCACAAACGACACAAAAGUGUUCCGAUUCGUCCCUACUUCUUUAUUAUAGAUUAACCCGUUAAAAAUGGAAAUGAAAGGAGCAACACAUCAUACAAUUCAUUCAAUUCCGCAGCGAGCUGAUGGGAAAGAAGCAACUUUGCUUCUUGGAAAAAAAAUCAAACGUUUCGUGUAAAUAUAAUUGGAUUUGCUAGUGGUAAUAGCAGUAACUAUAAACAAUAUAUGCAUAGACGAUAGACAGAAAGAAAGCGACAAACGUGAAUAAUAGGCUAGUGUUAGGUAAAAUAAUUUCAGCCCCUUACAAAUGAGAGAAUAUAUUCGAACUGAUUCGA
This is a messenger RNA of Culex quinquefasciatus (southern house mosquito), 3089 nucleotides long. RefSeq names its product ATP-dependent Clp protease ATP-binding subunit clpX-like, mitochondrial (gene ClpX). NCBI's taxonomy places the organism in Eukaryota, Metazoa, Arthropoda, Insecta, Diptera, Culicidae. Gene Ontology annotation, biological process: proteolysis; protein folding; protein catabolic process. The record is from RefSeq and is a predicted model, not a curated record. Gene Ontology annotation, molecular function: ATP binding; protein dimerization activity; ATP-dependent protein folding chaperone. The coding region runs from base 433 to 2289 and encodes 618 amino acids. The transcript is spliced from 7 exons. Gene Ontology annotation, cellular component: mitochondrial matrix.